AUGAGUUCUCCUACCAAAGAUGCAUCUGUGAUCGAUCUUGCCAAUUAUCCUUCAAUGGAUUGGCCUACUUCCCUAGAUAUCCCUUUAAAAGCCUCUGAAGAACUGGUCAGUAUCGAUUUAGAUACAGAUUUACCAGAUGAUCCAAACGAUUUGAGAACUUUGUUAGUUGAAGAAAAUUCUGACAAAGAACAUUGGUUAAUGAUUGCAAUUGCAUAUUGUAAUCAUGGUAUGUUGGAGGGUGGUAUCAAAUUGAUUCAGAUAGCUUUGGACAUAUUUUCUGAUUACGAUAAAGCCAGUCUUUAUACAUUUUUGACAUGGGCUUACCUUAAGAUGGCUAAGAUGAAUAAUAUUGACGUAGCUAAGAGAGAAGAAGCUUUACAAAACGCAGAAAAUAAUUUGAAGGAUGCAAUUGCGUUUAAUCCAACUUGGAUCGCAAAUAUCUUGGCUACUUUAGAUUUAUACUAUCAAAGAGGUCAUUACGAAAAGGCUCUUGAGACUGCAGACUUAUUUAUAAAAGGUAUUGAAGCCGAAGAGAGAAGAUCUGGGAAACCACUAAAACCAAAUUCUAUGUUUUUGUUCUUAAGGGCUAAACUUUUAUACCAUAACAAGAAUUACAAGGCUAGUUUGAAAUCAUUCCAAGAAUUGUUAGUCAUUAACCCUAUGAUUAAACCAGACCCUAGAAUUGGUAUAGGUAUGUGCUUCUGGCAAUUAAAAGAUCAUCAAAUGGCCAUCAAAUCUUGGAAAAGAGCUGCCCAAUUGGACCCAAAUAAUAAAGGCCCAUCCACUUUGGUAUUAUUGACAGAAUUUUAUAAAGCUUUGACAGAAUCCAAUAACGAUACUCAAUUUGAAGAGAAUUUCACAAGUGCUUUAAAGGAUUUAGAUUCUCAAUUGAGUGCAGAUAAAGAAAAUCCAGUUCUUCUAAUCUUAUUACAGAGUUAUUAUUAUUUCAAAGGUAACUAUACUAAAAUUUUAGAGAUUUAUGAAAAUAAAUUAGCUCCAAGAAAGGAAUUAUUAUCGAAUACUGUUCUAUCAGAUGCCACAUUCUGGUGUGGUAGAGCACAAUAUGCUCUUGGUGAAUAUCGUAAAGCAUUUGCGAUGUUUCAAGAAAGUUUAAGAAAGAAUGAGGAAAAUCUUUUAGCUAAAUUUGGAAUUGGUCAAGCACAAAUUAAGACUAAUUUGAUUGAAGAAAGUAUCUUGACUUUUGAAAAUCUUUUGAAAACCCAUGAAUCGAUACAAGAAUUGAAUUAUAUUCUAGGUCUUCUAUACUCCAGUAAAUGUUUAGAUUCUAAUAGUAGGAAAAGUUUAUCCGCAAAAGCAUUAAAGAGUACAUCAAAUAAAGCAAUUCAAUUUUUGGAAAAAUAUGUUAAUUUAACUACGGCCAAAAAAAAUCAAUUGGUAACACCUCGUGCCUACCUAUUAUUAUCUCAAUUAUAUGAAAUUAGAAACCAUUACAAACAAUCAUUGGAACUAUUGAGUAAAGUUGUCGAUGAAUUGACUUUUAUAAAUGAGGAUAGUGUUCCAUUAGAGAUUUACAACAAUAUGGGUUGUUUCUAUUUCAUUAAUGGUGAAGUCGAGGCUGCCAAUAAAUAUUUCAAAUCUGCUCAAGAAUUGAAUCAUGAUAAGAGUGUCGCUAUUACGAUAGACUUUAAUGUAGCAAGAUCGGAUGAGUGUACUAAUAUUGAAGCAUCUGAAGCAGUCUAUGGGAAUAUCCUUCAAGAGCAUCCAUCAUAUCUAUCAGCAAAGAUAAGGGAGUUAUACUGUAAAUAUAUUUCAUCGACAACUCAUAAUAUCGAGAAAGAAGAUGAUAUUAUGAAGGCCUUAUUAUCCAAAAAUGAAUCGAAUUUGGAGAUUCGUUCGUUCUACAGUUGGUAUCUAAAUACUGUGCAUAAUAGUAGUGAUUUGGCUACCGAAAGUAAUAAAGAAACUUUAGUCAAAUAUGAUUCCCAUGAUUUAUAUGCACUUGUUUCUUUGGCUAAUUUGUAUUGUGCUAUUGCCAAAGAAAGUAAAAAAACUGGUUCUAGUAAAGAUAUGGAGAAAUCUAAACAAUCUUACUUAAAGGCUAUUCAAUUAUACCAAAAAGUUCUACAAAUUGAUCCAUUAAACAUUUUUGCAGCUCAAGGUAUUGCUAUUGUAUUUGCUGAAAACAAAAGAAUGGGUCCAGCAUUAGAAGUGUUAAGAAAAGUUAGAGACUCUAUUAAGAAUGAAGAUAUUCAUAUUAAUCUUGCUAAUUGUUUAUUGGAGAUGAAUGAAUACGUCAAGUCCAUUGAAAUUUAUGAAUUAUUGAUUAGAACGUUCAGUAAUUUGAAAAAUAAACCGUAUAUCUAUAAUAUGUUAGGUAAGGCAUGGUAUUUUAGAGGUAUGAGAGAAAAAUCCGUUGAAUAUUUGAAAAAGUCUAAGGAAAGUGUAAAAUCUUCAAUUGAAACUCAAGGUGAUGAAGCUUUAGUGGAAGGUAAUGAGAAAGAAAUAAACAAAUCUAAUAAAUAUAUCAAUACUUUGAAAUAUAAUUUGGCUUUGUUGGAGUUCCAAAUCGCUGAAACUUUGAGAAGAGCGUCAGGUACCAACCGUACCUCCGCUGAUCUAAAGGAAGCACUUGUUGGUUUACAAAAUGGUUUAGUUCUGUUGCAAGAAUUGAAAGAUGAUGAAUCAUUUGUUAUUGUUUCAAAGGAAGAAUUAGAACAAAGAAUUCAAUUAGGAGAGACUACAAUGAAGACAUCUCUUCAGCGUUGUAUAUCGGAGCAAGAAGUAUUUGACAAACAAAACGAUGUUAAGUUAGAGGAUGCUCGUAAAGCGUUAGAACAACAAGAACUUGAAAGCAGGAGAAGACAAGAAAAGGAAGAUGAAGAAAAGCGUAUCAAGCUAGAAAAACAAGCAGACGAAUAUAAGAAAUUACAAGAUGAGGCACAACAAUAUAUGUUGGAACGUGAAAGUAUGCUUGUUGAUGAAAAUAAUGCAGGUGCUGAUUCGGAUGCUUCUUAUGAUAGCGAUGGUCAAAAGAAGAAAAGAAAAAGAAGUAAAAGUUCAAAGGAACCUUCUAGUGAUAAGAAAAGGAAGCACACUAGUGGUUCUGGAAAUGACAACGACGAUGACGAUGACGACGAUGUAAUUAAGCCAAGCAAAACCAAGCACAGAGGGAAAAAAUCUACAUUAUCAGACGAAUUUAUUGCUGAUAGUGAUGAAAGUGGAGAAGAACCUGUUUAUGAUGAAGGUUCCGACAAGGAAGAUACUAAAAAUAACGAUGAUGGUAGUGACGACGGUGACCUUUUCUAA
Maudiozyma barnettii is the source of this 3267-nucleotide messenger RNA. RefSeq names its product Ctr9p (gene CTR9). Gene Ontology annotation, molecular function: RNA polymerase II complex binding. Gene Ontology annotation, biological process: regulation of DNA-templated transcription. The transcript has a single exon. The coding region runs from base 1 to 3267 and encodes 1088 amino acids. Gene Ontology annotation, cellular component: Cdc73/Paf1 complex. NCBI's taxonomy places the organism in Eukaryota, Fungi, Ascomycota, Saccharomycetes, Saccharomycetales, Saccharomycetaceae. The record is from RefSeq and is a predicted model, not a curated record.